Messenger RNA from Zootoca vivipara (common lizard), 14906 nucleotides. The record is from RefSeq and is a predicted model, not a curated record. NCBI's taxonomy places the organism in Eukaryota, Metazoa, Chordata, Lepidosauria, Squamata, Lacertidae.
CAUCCUGUUCUCACAGUGGUCAGCCCACGGGAAGCCCACAAGCAGGGCCUGAACACAACAGCCCUCUCUCCUUCUGUGGUCUCCAGCAACUGGCAUACCGCCUCCGACAGUGGCUACUAGUUUUAAGCUUGGAGGAGUCGCUUGCGAAAUAUCAGGUUGUGUGUUCAUUGCGGUCAAUAUAACAUGAUGGAACAAGCCUGUGUCUUUUGUUCUCCACUACUCUUCUCUAAAUGCGAAAAGAAAUUGGAUGUUGAGAGUAAAAACACGGUGGGUAAUGGGAACUCACUUUGCAGCCACAGGCAGGUUCCAGAGGAGCAGCUGUUUUAGCCGAUUGUGGCAAGAACAACAAGGAGUUCUGUGGCACCUUUGAGGCUUAACAGUUUUAUUGUAGCCUAAGCUUUCACGGAUUAGAACCCACUUCCUUGUGUACCUGAUGAAAUGUACUCUGACUAUUUAAUGAAAGAUCAUGGCGCAAUAUGGUUCCUAGUCUUGGAGGUGCCAUGAAAUCCUUUAAGCUAUGGGACUGUUGCAGAUUUCAGGGAUGUGGCGUAACCUCUUUGCCGUGAGAAAUCGGAAGAAACAAUGGGAAGGAGAAAUGUUAGCAGAUUUGUCACCCGCAAGACACCUUUUGGAGACAGACAUGGGAUUCUCCUUCUCUCACCCAUCUGCCAGAAAAGAUACUGCCCAUGCUUGCUGUAGUUAUGUUCUGCCACAUAACACCGAACCCCAGCCUUGCAGAACACCAUGCUGUUAUCCUGUGUCCCUAUUGCUGCAUACUCUCUAACAAGGAUGGGGAACCUGGGACCCCCCCCAUAUGUUGUUGGACUACAGCUCCCAUCAUCUCUGAUCAUGGGCUGUGCUGGCAUGGGAGUUGUAGCCCAGAAAUAUCUAAAGAGCCAAAGUUUCUCAUUACAUGUUCUGUACCAAUGCUGUGAGGCUAUGUAAAGUAAUCCCUUAAUGGUGGUUCUUUUUUAAAAGUGAAAGGAUGUACGGCUUUGGCAUCCCUACCUUGUACACAGCUUCAUUCGGUUGGUUCACAGUUACAGUUAUUUGGUGGUGUACGAUAAAUCAAUUCAGGGCCUGCCCAAUUCAUUUUGCUGCCUGAGGCAGAGGUCAUCCCCUCUCAUUCAUGUCCUGAAGCUAACCUAACUGGCAGUUGACUCCUACUUUGACCCAGCCCUUCACUUAAGGAGCGGGGGCUGGUUUAGAGGGGGGCACAAAACAGGUCACGUCGCUCACAUGGUUCUAUCCUCCAACAUUUUACGGCCACUUUAGGCAUCCGCCUCACUCUGCCUAAUGCUCGGGCUGGCCCUGCAUCUGGAAAGGCAUGCACAAAUGUGAUUGAAACAGGGCAAGAGAGAGGGAAGAGAAAUACUGUAUGCUCCUGUGCCUUCUCUAAAUUGCAGACUGGAUGAGACCCUCAAUUGAAAGCACUGUGGAAGAAGGCACACUUCUUCCCCAAUUCUUUUCUUUUAUAAGCGAGUUGGGGGUCACUUAGAUUGGGGAGAGGGCAAGGGAAGAAAGGGGUUGACCGUCCUUGCCCAAAGUGCCACUUCCCUGAUCUGACAGCUGCACAGGGCUGCUAAUUAUUACAUUUUAAUUAGUCUCCCAGGCCCCAUCUAGUUGGCCCCUUGCUACAGCUAACUUUCAGCAGCUUUUACAAUUUCUCUCUCUGAGAAGAUGUAGAGACAUGGGAAUUGGAAUUACCUGAGGGUCUAGGAUUCUUCAAUUCUCGGUGAAGUCUCGGAACCGCCUUUCCCAUAGCUUGAUGCGGGCGGGGGUGUUUCAAAUCAAAAACUGAUUUGGGGUUUGCAGAGUAGAUCGGUGUCUGCUGUGGAGAUGCAGUUGUUUUAACUGAAGAGAUGUGGAGUACAGGUUGCAGGUUUAUGAUACCUUUUUCUUGUUUCCAGGCUUAUGGCAACUGAAAGAGGAGGCAAAAAUUUAUUACAUUAAAUGACUAAUUAAACCACUUAGCUGCCUGACAACUAAAAUUACUACAGUAUUUGAAGCCGCCCUGGAAGCCUUCAAUUAAAUGAGUGCAGCUGAGAGAUGUGCAACAGUGGCAGCCUGGACUGUGCAGUGAUUUUUUAAAGGGGAGGGUUGGCUGAGUCGAACUGAUUGAUGUUCGCGUUGUGGCACAAUGCCCCCAAACGGGAGCUUAAUAUAACUUUUUUGCCUUCUGAAUAUGUCCCAGUUUGUCUGAUGAGAUCUUCCUUUCAGGGCUUGAUCUUCGGAGGCCCUGUGUUAACUGUAGUGCCAUGGGUGGGAGACAGAUGUCCUCAUUAAUAAACCAAACUGUGUGCUACCCUCACAAUGGACGCCUUAGCUAAGAGUUGAGUUGAAGAUGCCAAGGAGUACGACUGAUCAAGGAGACGAGGGUCUUCCUUACCAAGGCUGACACACUCUGCUGAAAAAUAACUCCUUGAUAGGGUGGGCCUGUGUCUGAUUUUAUGGAGGGGAGUCCUCUGUUUGAAGGAGACUUUGAAUGACUCUCUGUUCUGAAUGCAGGUUAAAGUUACAGAACCAUAAGUAGGGAGAGCUACCUUGCUGACCAGUGCUGGAAUGGCGGCUUCAUCUACCUGAUCAUGUUGCGUCGCAUCAAGCGCAAGGCCCCUCUUCCUCCGUCGAAUGGCAACAACAGCAACAGCAGCAGCAACGAACCCAAAGCCCGGCCUACCUCGGAGCCCAGCGGGAAGACAGCACAAAAUGGCAAAAGGACUAGAAAGUUUGGCGUCAUCACCAGGACUCCUCCUGGGGGCAAGGAAAGCAAAGGCAACAAAGGCAGCAAAAGCAGCUCCAGGACUGAGCAGGGAAAUGGACAUUGCACCCUUAUGGAAAUGGAUGGGUUGCGCCCCGAGGCAUCCAGCACAGAAAGCAAACUGGAGGAUCGACUUCAAAGAGCUGACUCACCGUUUCCAGCAGGGCAGUACCGCUCCCGCCUUUCAGACGGAGGGAUUCUAGACCUAACCUCAAGUGAACUGUCUCUGCAGCGAGAAGGUUGCCGGAUAUGGAAGAUGACCAUGAUGAAGGGAACAGAUGGGCUGGGAAUCCAGAUCACCGGAGGCCGAGGAUCGAAGCGUUCUCCUCACGCCAUCAUUAUUGCACGGGUGGAAGAAGGAGGCUGUGCUCACAGAGAUGGUAGACUGAAAGUUGGCGAUGAACUGCUCAUGAUCAAUGGGCACUCUUUGGUUGGCCUCUCCCAUCAAGAUGCUGUUGCUCUUCUUCGGUCGGCCGAAGGCCUUGUGUACCUGGUGGUUGCAAGCAGGGAAGGGGCAGAAGAGGAUUUUCUCAGUUACCCAUCUACAAGUUUGCCAGACUUAAUCAGCACUUGCUCUGCUCAAGAUGCGGCUCCCUGGACUGACAAUAAAGAAAAUGAAGAGCCGGAGGAGGAGGAGGAGGAGGAGGACAAAGGAAAGAUUCUGGUGCCAGAAGUCCUGGAACCCGAGCCAGAUCUGACAGAUCUAGGUAACUCUGCAGAUCCUACUGGUGCAGAGGGAUCCAAAGAAAACUGUCAAACUUUGGGAGGUGGGAUAUUGAAGUACAGGAGCAGAUCCCAAGGGGCGGCAGCGCGUUUAGAAUCCGUAGGCGAAGAUGACGAGUUGACAGUGGAAAACGGAGAUGUGAAUUAUGAAAUAGCCAUUAAAUAUUCCCGGGGAGGGAGAAAACAUUCUCUCCCACAACAUUUGGACACAGGAACCAGACAGGAAUACCAUAUUGUUAAGAAAUCUACCCGCUCUUUAAGUGCUGCCCAGGUUGAAUACCCAUGCCGACUCACCCAGCCAUCUAUUAUUUCCAACAUUGUCCUGAUGAAGGGGCAGGGCAAGGGACUUGGAUUCAGCAUUGUGGGAGGGCAGGAUUCUGCCCGGGGACGCAUGGGCAUCUUUGUGAAGACCAUUUUCCCAAACGGGGCUGCAGCCGCUGACGGCCGACUGAAAGAAGGAGAUGAACUCCUCGAAGUUAACGGAGAGUCCUUGCAAGGACUGACCCACCAGAAAGCCAUUCAAACGUUUAAGCAACUCAAGAAAGGUGUGGUGACCCUCACCGUCCGGACCAGACUUCGCAGCCCAAGCCUUACCCCAUGUCCUAUGCCUACGUUACUGAGCCGUUCCAGCUUACCAAGCUCUUCUGCCAGCGCAGGACCCCCUUUGCCCGGCUGCGAAGAUGCAGAUGUUUCCACUGCAAAUCGCAAGGGGCCUGGUCCCAAGGACAGGAUUGUCAUGGAAGUGACUCUCAAUAAAGAACCAGGUGUUGGGCUGGGCAUUGGUGUUUGCUGCCUCACACUGGAGAACAGCCUUCCAGGAAUUUAUAUCCACAGCCUGGCCCCAGGAUCAGUGGCGAAGAUGGAUGGAAGGUUAAGCCGUGGGGAUCAGAUGCUGGAAGCAUAUUCGGUCAGUUUGCGUCAUGCGGCUCUGAGCGAAGCAUAUGCCGUUUUGAGCGAAUGCGGCCCUGGCCCAGUUAGCCUUAUCAUUAGCCGCCAUCCCAACCCAAAGGUUUCUGAACAAGAAAUGGACGAAGCCAUUGCCCGCACCACCACUCAGAGAGAAAGCAAGGAUACUUCUUCCCCUCACACCACAGGGAAUCUGCCCAAAAGCCCAUCGCCUAGUGUGAAGUCCAAGCAGGCAGAAGCCUCCUCGCCCUUGAGCUGGACAAUGAAGCGUUUCUUGGAGCCAGGGAGCCGGGGAUCCAUCAAUUCUGAAAUUGAGUUUCCCCAAUACUUCUUACAAGACGGAGCAAGCCAGCUGCCACUUUCAGAGACUACAAUAACUGGCUCUAGCGAUGAGGAGCCGCUCCGGCCAAAGAGUGGGAGCAGCUCUGUAGAUGAAUGUUUUCCUUCUCCUGGUAUUCCAGCUACCAAAGAAUCAGGCAUAUGUGAAUCACCGAGGAGUGGAAACAACUCACCUGGUCCCAUCAACAAGCAAAGGGAGAAUGCUACCCGGCACGUUAGCUUCAGCGAUAGCCCCAAAGGUCCGCGUACCUCCUUCCAGAGGCAGCGGAGACUUGCUUUCUAUGACGGUGACGCAAGCGACGAGGAUGAGUUUUCCAAACAAGAUGGCGCUCGGCUACAAGGGGGACCAAGGCCCAAAGGCCAGAGGAAGGCAGAGGGCAACUGUGAGCUUGCCAUUGCAACUUCUCCUGUCCAAGGUGGUGCUACAAACCUGGAGAGAGAACCGGGGACAAAUUUGCACAACGAUUCAGCUGUCGCCGGCUUUAGGGAUUCAUCAGACAGCGCUGCUGAGCACACAACAGACUCCCCUUUCCUCCCAGUCAAAUCAUUUGAUUACGCAAACGUGCCCGAGCUUCACCCAGAACACCAAAGCUUGAAGGAGUUUCGGGAGGCACAGCUGGAAUCCAAGAGAUCGCCUAAGCUGGAGCACAAAGCCGUCACUCGAGUCAAAAGCCUGAUGAGCAUCGAAUACCAUGGCAUCCCGCGGCAGAAGAACGAGGAGCACAGCGCUUCCGAUAGAGCCAGCGGGAGGAUGCUUCCACAUCUCCAGAAGAGCGAAACGCAGGAGAGUCCUCUUGGGCAGAGCCACCCUGAAGCAGUUACCUUAACUCGGAAUGAAAAUGAAUUGUUUGGCCUUGACCUGCAAAUCCAUGCCAUCCCCUUGCGUGUCGUGAUAACAGGCUUGCGGCCGGGAGGAGUGGCUGAAAGGGCGUCUAUGGGGAAGCUGGUUCCGGGAGAUGAGAUCCUUGCCAUCAACGGAGACCCAAUCCAUGGGUUCUCUUACGAGGAAAUCUGCGAAUACGUAGGACGUCUUCCCACAUCCAUUACACUGGACAUCCAGAAAGCUGUUGCUGCUACGAACCAAUGUGCAAAUCUCCUUGUAUCUUCGGAGGCAGAUGAAGCAGUGCAGAGAAAUCCAAGCAAUCUUAUGAUCGAAGAAGAGAGGAGCUUUGCAAACCACCAAGAACCUUUGCAUGGGGGCAACCCCGAUUACGUGGCAGAAGGGACAACAUUGCCGUCUGAUGCAAAGACCAGUGCAACACAAGCAGAUUCCUCCGAAACCAGCUAUGCUCAGGACCAAGAACCUUUGCACGGGGGCAACCCCGAUUACAUGGCAGAAGGGACAACAUUGCCGUCUGAUGCAAAGACCAGUGCAACACAAGCAGAUUCCUCCGAAACCAGCUAUGCUCAGGACCAAGAACCUUUGCACGGGGGCAACCCCGAUUACGUGGCAGAAGGGACAACAUUGCCGUCUGAUGCAAAGACCAGUGCAACACAAGCAGAUUCCUCCGAAACCAGCUAUGCUCAGGACCAGGAACCUUUGCACGGGGGCAACCCCGAUUACGUGGCAGAAGGGACAACAUUGCCGUCUGAUGCAAAGACCAGUGCAACACAAGCAGAUUCCUCCGAAACAAGCUAUGCUCAGGACCAGGAACCUUUGCACGGGGGCAACCCCGAUUACGUGGCAGAAGGGACAACAUUGCCGUCUGAUGCAAAGACCAGUGCAACACAAGCAGAUUCCUCCGAAACCAGCUAUGCUCAGGACCAAGAACCUUUGCACAGGGGCAACCCCGAUUACGUGGCAGAAGGGACAACAUCGCCAUCUGAUGCAAAGACCAGUGCAAUACAAGCAGAUUCUUCCGAAACCAGCUAUGCUCAGGACACUGUGGUACCAUUGAGAGACAUGGAUGACUUCCUUGGCAAAACACCUUCCUCAGAUGAAAAAGAUGCUGCUAAGGGUUUGUUUAUCGGGGACAGGUGUGCCUGCGAAGAUGCAGAUGGGAGGGGAGAAGAUUCCUGUUCUCAUUCUGGAACAGAUAUAAUUAAGAAUGACCUUCCAGGUAGGACUCUGAAUGAUGCCACUAACACACAAGAAAUCUUAGGAUUUUCUGUCCUGGAUUCCAUUAACACGAGCAAGAUUUUCACUGUGAACCAAACCCGUUUGAGUAACUAUUCCAGGAAUUUCAGCAGUUUAAACAAAGACACCCUGGCUGGGAUGGAGAGCAAAGUGCACACUGACCCAAAAUCUAUGUAUGCUACCGCCGAGGAUUCCAGUUCAGACACAGAAUCUGUAGCUGAAACUCCCAGAGCUUCCCCCUCUCAGCCUGCUUGUGACAACCCCUUGGAGACCCAUAAGGCAGUUGAGUCAGACGAGGAGCGAGUUGAACUUUGCUGUCUGAGUAGUGAGCAGCAACAGUUUCCUCAGGAACAGCUGGUCCCACCUACCUCCAAAGUAUUCCGUCAUCCACCAGAAUGCAGUCCUUCAAAUGGUGUUUUACAGACUGAAAUCAAGGCAGAAAUUGGUUCGCUGGAAGAAUCCAGCGGGGCAGCCUUAUUAGAAAAGCCACAUUCUCCAAGGCACUUCGGUACAGAACAGGUGGCUCUAUCCACAGCCUUUCCUUCUCCUUCUCAGGUUUCUCCAUCUGGGAUUGAUAGGUUAGAUCACAGCGGUGCAGUUUGCUCUGUCCAUGACAAUGGCCCCUUAAGGGGAGGACAGAGAAUAAGCAUGGAAGGCAAAGAAAGCCUUGUGGGGGCAUGUGAGGCUUCCAAACGAGAUGCCCAAGACAUGCAUUUGUGCAUUACGAAAACCAUAAAUGGCUGGGACUGCAAUUUGCUUGACAAAGACCAACCCGAUAAAAAGGAGCCAUUGCAUACAGAAAACGACUUAGCAGCAGAUGAUGGCAGUCAUGCGGCUGGUUGCAGUUCUGCUCUGACGAAGAAAGGAACCAGCGACUCGGGCCACUUGAACAAACCAGACAGCCAUCCUGUGAACUGUACGUCACAGAGAACAGUAAACAGUCCCAAAUCUCCCCUUUUGACAAAAUCGAAAGAUCUGAGUAAGGCUGCUGCUGCUGCUGCUCAUGAAUUGCCAGGAAAAAGUGAAAAGGCAAAUGCCUCAAAAUGUCCAAAUGUCAAAACCCAAAGUCCUGGCCAGUGCAAAAUGAGCACAGUAGUUGCACAAAGUCCAUCCUCUUCCAAAAAACUACAUCACGAAACUAGAGGGAUUCCUCAGAAGAGUAUAGCAGAAACUCUUUCAAAUAACCAACGGAACAAGCCAGGGCCAAAGUUAAAGGGUCUUAUCAUUAAAAGCAAGCCCAAGACUCAGUUGGAUGCCCCGAGUGCUGCUCCUGCAAAAACUGGGAGCCCUGAUUCGAAGAAAUCACCCCUUCCCUUCCAGUCGUCACCCAGGCUUCUCCCAAAGAAAGGCACAUCGCUCCAUAACUUGGCCACACAUUUGGAACCACCCAGCAGGAGCCUUUCGAUGGGCUCCAGGAUUCUUCAACAGGAUGAGGAAAAUAAGCCAUGUUUAGCCGUGCCUCCGGAAUUGCCUCUACCUUUGCCAAAUGGCGACAGGAGCAGCGUCAAAGCCAAGAAAGAUAAAUCCAUUAGCAGUUUGGAACUUGGCGAUUCUGGAACGGCAGAGAAUCCUGCAGAGGAAAAAGAUGCAGAGGUCACAGAUCAGAGAGGUACAUCGGAUGAAUACCACACAAGAGAAAACCCUUCCCAAAUAAUUACAGAUUCUGAAACGACUGUCUUGAGUAACAGGACGGAAAACCAUGGACUGAGUACAAGUUUGUUGAAUCGCAAUGGGCGUGAAAUCAAGCCAUUGGGAUUGGAUAACCCUGAGCCUUUUAAAAAAGAGUCUUCGAGCUGCCUUUGUUCCCCUACCCAGCAACGCCAACCGGGCCAAGAAAUUCAGCGGACUUUCAUUGAGGUGAGGCUGUCUUCUAGCUCCUUCCCACCAUCCUCAUUGAUUCCCGAGUUGCCUCUGAGGGAGGAGGAAGGACACACUAGGUUGGCCAGCCAACCAGAAAACAAUGUUCAGAACAUUGAGGAAGAAAACAACAAUGCAUUGAAGCCUGUGACGAGGACCUACUCAGUGCCUGCCCAGCUAUCAAAUCAUUUGAGGGAGGACAGCCAUGUUAUGGAUUCGCCGACACAUUGUGUCCAGGAUAUCCUGAGCAACGUUUCGUGUGAAAAGCACCCCCAUUCAGAGAUGGGCAUGCUCAAAAUGGUCCACCUCAGUCUGAUGAACGGCACGAAAGAUGGAACAGAGACGCCUCUCAGUGCCCCCAAAUCAAACCAUCAGGAAUUGCCUUUGACCAAUAGCAGCAGCAGAAUCGCGGACAAAUUGAAAACCUGCAGGAGGAAUUAUUACUAUUAUGAGCUCAACUGGCCACACGAUCCCAUUUCCUCUUUUUCCGUGAAACAGAGAAUUAAAUCGUUUGAGAACCUUGCCAAUUUUGAUAGGCCUCUGGUCAAAGCGAUAGACAUACCCUCCACCUCGCUCGGCUCAAAACUUCCUGUUGGUAGAAGGCUGUCAGGCGGUACUUCUGCAGUUUCAGCUAGCAACAUCAAUGACCCUGUCCAGGCACUGAGACGUAGUUUGAGUUCCCAUUGUGAAAGCGAAACCCCAGCCCCUGCGCAGAUGACCAAAUCGUCAACCAGUGUGGCAUUAAUGCAACUGCAGCAGAAUCCCUCUGAGAACAGCAAAGAUGAUGCUCAUCACUUAGAAAAGGGCGAAAGGUGUGGUGCUUUGGGAGGUCCAAAUUGUUUGAUGCCAUCUACUCCCACUGUCCGAAGAAGCAGAGCUUCAGGUGGGCACAUCAGGCAUGCACCCUUGUGCCGCUCUAAGAUCAGGGAACUGCGGGCGUUGAGCAUGCCCGACCUCGACAAGCUGUGCAGCGAGGACUUCUCUGUGGAAUCUGCACCUUCUCAUUUCAAAACGGAACUGGAAGUUGCCCCUGCAGCAAGACCUCUUGGCCUUCCCAUUGAAACUGAAUCCAGUCUGAAUGAAUGCCCGGGGCCCUCCAGUCUUGUUUCAGCAAGCAGGCAGCAUUCGAAGGAAAGCAGCCCCUGGAACAGUAGCUGCGGCACUCCUGGGUCAGCCUCUGAUGACGAAAUGCUACAACACGACACUGACCCAAAUAAGACACACUCGGGGAAGAGCUGGUCGAUCAGCUUGGAUCAACUCUUAGUCUCUACUCUGGAUCAGCAGAAAUUGCAGUCGGUUCUUUCUUCAGUGACGACAAAAUGCGACCUUCUUUCUUUACUCCGAGAGGCCAAAGCACAAGCCGAGAGCAAAGAAGACAUUCUCUUUGUAGUCUUGAAUAAAGAGGAAGGGUCUGGCCUGGGAUUUAGUGUUGCUGGAGGAGUAGACCUGGAACAGAAAUCAAUCAUCGUCCACCGGGUUUUCUCAAAGGGGGUGGCAUCCCAGGAAGGAAUCAUCCGCCGAGGGGACCACAUUCUUUCCAUCAACGGCAUCUGUCUCGCGGGUUCUGUGCACGGGGAUGUGCUCAACGCUCUUCACCAGGCCAGGCUCCACAAAUACGCCGUCGUCGUCAUCAAGAAGGAGAGAGGCGGACAAAAGCUUUCUCCUGCCCGGUCUGAAACGUCAACGCCUGGCAGGAAAUCCUUAGGAACUGCAACAGUGGGAAGCCCAGCAGGUACAAAUGGAGAGCUGGGCGAAGCCAUUUGUGUCGAACUUCUGAAGACCUCUGCCGGCUUGGGAUUCAGCCUGGAUGGGGGGAAAGCUUCAAUCUCAGGAGACAGACCUUUGCUCAUCAAGAGGAUUUUUAAAGGUGGCGCUGCAGAACAAGCAGGAAAAUUGGAAGCCGGCGAUGAAAUCCUGGCCAUUGGUGGGAAAUCCUUACUUGGACUCAUGCAUUAUGAUGCUUGGAACCUCAUUAAAUCUGUCCCGGAGGGACCUGUCCAAUUGCUUAUCAGAAAGCAUCAGCCCCCAGUAUGAUGGGCAUUGAAACUUGUUAACCUAAACAUACCUUUGUUGCAUAUCCCAUGUUCCAUAUAAUCACAUUUUAAAAUAAAGUAGAAUUGAAUUGCAUUAAGAAGUAUUUUCUGGGGUGAAGUCACCGGAAGGAUAGGCCCCGAGAGUUUGGAUAAUCGGAUGGAAACAAAAGAGAAAGAUUGUUUUCUGCUGCUCCAGAGAAGCGGACACGGAGCAAUGGAUUCAAACUACAAGAAAGAAGAUUCCACCUAAACAUUAGGAAGAACUUCCUGACAGUAAGAGCUGUUCGGCAGUGGAAUUUGCUACCAAGGAGUGUGGUGGAGUCUCCUUCUUUGGAGGUCUUUAAGCAGAGGCUUGACAGGCAUAUGUCAAGAAUGCUUUGAUGGUGUUUCCUGCUUGGCAGGGGGUUGGACUGGAUGGCCCUUGUGGUCUCUUCCAACUCUAUGAUUCUAUGAUUCUAUGAAAAGAUGAGAAAGCGUUUGCAUUGGGGGUGUAAAUUUACCCUGUAAAUUCUGAGUGACUGUAUUUUCUGCUGUUUCCGUUCUGAAGCGUUAGUUUUAAGUGGUUUUCUAUACAUCUAUAAGCACAAUUGCUGCAUUUGUUGAUACAGAUGCUGUACUGUGAAAGCACUUAAAUCUCGUUUCCCCAGUUGAGCAGGUGAGAGCCACAUGUGGAGGCAGACUUCUACAUAUAUAGGAAAUGUGACUGUAUCUGUCCCUGCAUCACAGUGCUCACCAGGGUUCAUUGAACUGGGGGUGGGCACCCUAUUCAUGAGCACCAGUUGUUGGGGUUCCCCCUCCACCACCCAUGAAUUUUUAUGACAGAUGUGUAGUUUGCAUUUCUCUUAAAAACAAACACUCCUCAGAGCAUCACACGCACUGAUGCUGAAUAUUCAAUCCAUAGUCAAAGCACAUGUCAUUCUGACAGAUAAUUUUGAUCAAAGAUGGGAGACUGAGAUAGUCUUUAAUGCAGGCACCCCCAAACUGCGGCCCUCCAGAUGUUUUGGCCUACAACUCCCAUGAUCCCUAGCUAAGAGGACCAGUGGUCAGGGAUGAUGGGAAUUGUAGUCCAAAACAUCUGGAGGGCCGGUUUGGGGAUGCCUGCUUUAAUGUAGGUGCGGUUGAAAAACACACAGGUGUCAACAUAAUUUCCUUGAGAAAUUAGUUUUGGGAAGCCUUUGCCCUGAAAGACAGCAUAUAAAUAAUACUGGAGAUCAAAUUUAUUAAAUAAUAGUUUGCUCUUUAAAUUGCUGUGCUAGCGUCAGAGAUUGCCUUAAAUUGCUGUGUCAGUGUCAGGGGAUAUAGAGUCAAAAUUCCAGAAGGAGACAAUGCUUCAUUCUUUCUUUUAAAAAUACAAACAUCUUCAGUAUUUGUGGUGGGGGAGAGAGAGUCUGUCUCAGGCCAUUCCAGCCUUACUCUGUGUGAUUGUAUUUUAUGUAUUUAUCUGAAUACACACGUUUGCCAGAACGGCAUCAGGCAGGCGACGCAUUCGAAUCUUGCAUGUUUUCUCCGUUACAACUCUUGAGGCGGAAAAUAGACUUUGAGUAGAGCUUAAUUUCAUUCCCCUUAAAACGAAAUGAAACCCAGCCAGCCUCAGGAAGAGCUCUGUGCAAGUUGUAAACCUUACACACUGCUUGGUGAACAUUGGUACCAUCCCUAUAAGUAUGGAUAGCAUACCAGGGAUCUGGUCCCUUAUUCUGGCAUACAUAUGUGAUGGCUAGCAAAGGGGCAUCAAGUUGCAUUAGCAAGGAUGUUGUAGAAAUAUUGCAGCUCUUCCCAUUGCCUCUCUUCAGUCUCCUAUCCCCUUCUGUCAUCUUCCUGUAGCUCCCAGGCCCCAUUGAGUAACCCCAAUCUCUUGACACCACCUUCUGCUCCAGUCUGGUGCCUGCCUUCCAUUUCCUUGGCAAUGUCUGCAUGUGAAGCAGAGGAGAUGGAACCUAGGAGAUCUGGCUACGAUAUCUUUACACUGUUGAUAUUUUUCAAACGGCUAAACCAUUGCAGUGGGCUUCUUCUCAUCUCAGAAUUGUCACUUUCCCCCACCUCAGUUCUUAAGGUUUAUUCAAACACCUCCUCCACAAUCGAUACACGUUUAAAUUAGGAAGGUGUUACAUAUGAGGUUUCACCAACAGGAAUAUGAUGUUCAUCCAGAAAUUGAGGCAUAAUAUAUUGUAAUUUUGGAAUCGUUUCUUUAGGAGUAUGAGUGAUUUCAAGAGCAUUAUUCAGAAAAUAGUCAAACUGUUUACAUACCAUCUCGCAUUUCCUGUCUGUUAUAUAAAAGCCUACACUAAACAAGAGGAUUACGUAAUAAAAUGCUGACUGCGAUGUAAAAGUUAUGAUUAAUUAAAUUUCUAUGCUGAUCCGUUUAACUUGUUCUAGAUAUAAAUGACUUGCUACUGUAGAGCUUUUAACUCGAUGUCAUAAUACUUUUUGAUGGAUCGUAAAUAUCUCUGGGUGGUUGUUGUUGUUUUUUUCAAUUCAAGCAAGCUGAAUUGAGUAUUUCAUUAUUUCUCAGAAGCUGUGUGGAAUACACAUUCUUCAUGUCAUAGGAAACCUGCCUUCUGAUGAACCAGUUUCACAAGGAAAUAAUCAGAUGCUACAAAUCUUCAUCUUUUACAAAGAUAACAAAAUUGAUUUGUACAGUACAAGAAAAUAAAGAUGUAAGAAACCAAAAUCACAGGCCUGGUCACACAAGCAACAAAUGAGAUAGCAAACCUGUUUCUGGAUUCUACCACUUCAGACUGUAGCUGGGAAGGAAUGCUGACUGCUGUUCCAUACAAAAAUAUUCCCUGCAGCUAGAAAUGUAGAUGUCAGGCAAGAAGUGUGCUAGCUUAGUCAUCUCCCUGACAUCUUAUUUUUCUAUGUACAGAGGUUUUUGAGCCAUUUGGCAGUGUGAUUCCUCUCCCCCCCCCCUGCGAUCUGAAAUAGGAAAUAGUCCCAUCUAGACACAGGUUUAUCACCUCAUCUAUUUUCUGGGGGGCGGGGCGGGGGACAGACCACAAUUUUUUCUACAUUUGUGUGGGAUGUUUGUGUGUGUGUGUGUGUGUUUUUAAGUGUAACACACGAUUGUAUGAUAUUGUAUAUUGGCACCAUUAUUUAUAUAAAUAUUCAUGUUGCGAACAUUUUUUAAAUGCCUUGUUGUAAUAAGAGAAGUGCAAUAAUAGGAAAUAAGAGUACAUUUUCCAAAACUUGCUUUGCCCCAUUAAUGUAAAUCGGCAUCUCAGCAAAUCCUUCUCUUCCCCCUCACCCCAUUUUUUUAGUGGUUUUUUGAAAAUAAACAUGAUGCUUAAUCUUUCUGUAGGUCAUUGUUCUUUAUGUGUUGAGAUGUGAUUUAAAAUGUGCUGUAAGUUUGUAAUGUGUAGUUUGCCUUAUAGGCUGGAGAGAUUGUGGGGUCACACCAAAGUACCUCACAGUAGCCUGUGCACCCAAUCUUAUUCUGAUAAGUGGCAAGGAAAUUUAUUGUCUGAAUUAUCCUGUAGACAUAUGAAAAAAUUAUUUCCAGCAGCACCUUAGAGGCCAACUAAGUUUGUCAUUGGUAUGAGCUUUCGUGUGCAAGCACACUUCUUCAGAUACACUGGAACAGAAGUCACCAGAUGCUUACAUAUAGUGAGAGGGUGGGGAGGGGUAUUACUCAGGAAGGAAUUUUUUUAUUUUGUUUCGACUACGUCAGACCAGCACGGCUACCUACCUGUAACUGUAGACAUAUGGUCAUUCGUGUAUCAUUUCUACCACUUAUGGCAGAGGGAUAUGCUCCUUUGGUGCUUUUACAUCAGCUAUUCCCAGCCCUGUUCAGAUAUCUUCAGCUACAGGCCCCACCAGCUCUAGUCAACGUGGCCAAUGGUCAGGGAUGAUGGGAGUUGUAGUCCAAAACAUCAGGAAAGCACCAGAUUGAGAAAUCUUUCUUGGCAUCGCCAUCCUUCUUUCACCAGCCAAGCCUGCAAUCCAAUUGUCUGAAUGAGGACGUGCCUUUCGCACUAGGAACCAAACCAUCUAGCAUCACCUGGCCUUGGCUGGUGUGGGGACUUCUGGUAUAGGGCAGUGCUGGUUCCAUACUGGGGGUGGGGCUUAGACAAGAUGACCCAAGUGGGCUUCCCCCCAAAUGAGUCCACUUCUGCUUGGUCACUUUCGCCCCUGUCCCUUCCCUUGCCCUCUUCCUCUGAAGCCAAUCUAUGCAGGUACCAAAAGAGAGAGGGCAAGGCAAGCAGAGGCACCUUCUCCU